AUGUUCUUGGCCAGACGACCGUCUGGGUUGUCUAAUAUCAGCAGGAUCUGCAUCCUCCACACCGUUUCUUGGAUACUUUCAUCGAGGCGGGCACGAUUCAGCAGCGACAGCGAUGACGCUGCCCGCAAUUCUCUCGGCCGGCUGUCAGAUCUUUUCCGGCCAGUCCGGAUGGACAUCAGCCGUGUCAUCUUGCGGGCACUUGAAUCCGGUAUGUGUCCGGAGUCGGUGGAGCUGGAGAGGCUCGACGUCGAGCUGGAUCCUUUUGUUGUCAACUUGGUGGUCCGGGGCUUGUCGGACUCGGAGACAGCGGUGCGGUUUUACUGGUGGGCGGAGUCCUGUCCAGGAUUCGAUCAUAGCCAGUUCGCAAUAGCGUACAUUGUGAGCUUGCUGUUUGUAGAUGGAAAUUUUGCUCUGUUGUCGGAGUUCCUGGGGACAGUGAGGAGCCAAGGGGUGGCACUUCAUCGAUCGUUAUAUCGGAUCCUUUUGUCCGGCUAUGUCCGAGCUGGCAAGUUUGAUUCGGUCAUAGAGACAUUUGAUGAGAUGGUCAUGUCAGGUUGCCGUGAGUUUGGUAUCGAUUACAAUAGGUACAUAGGUGUUCUAAUUAAGAACUGUUGCUUUGAUUUGGUGGAGAAGUAUUAUGGCAUGGCGCUCUCGAAAGGUUUUUGUCUGACUCCAUUCACUUACUCAAGGUGGAUCUCUGCAUUGUGUCAAUCAAAUAGGAUUGAGCUUGUAGAGGAGCUUCUGGCUGAUAUGGAUAGAUUUGGCUGUUCUCCAGAUAUUUGGGCUUGUAAUAUAUACAUUGAUUAUUUGUGUAAACAGAACAGAUUACAUGAUGCACUGCAGAUGGUAGAGAAGAUGCGGGGGAAAGGAACCAGCCCAGAUGUUGUGACUUAUACAACAGUUGUUGGCUGCUUAUGUAACAAUAAGAGGCUCUCAGAAGCAGUUGGACUUUGGGAAGAAAUGGUGAAGAUGGGCCUUAAACCAGAUGUUGUUGCCUGUGGUGCACUGAUCUUUGGGCUGUGCAAGAAUAGCAAGGUUGAAGAGGCUUUUGAACUGGCAUCAAGGAUGUUAAGUCUGAACAUAGAACUGAGUGUCUCAAUAUACAACGCCCUAAUAAGUGGCUUCUGGAGAGCUGGGAGCAUUGAUAAAGCCUAUACCAUCAUAUCAUUCAUGCGGGCAAACGGAUGUGAGCCAGAUGUUGUUACAUAUAAUAUCCUCUUGAAUCAUUACUGCACUAUAGGUAUGAUAGAGAAAGCUGAAAAAUUGAUAACAAAGAUGGAAACAAGCGGUGUAAAUCCUGACCGAUACAGCUAUAAUCAGUUGUUGAAAGGGCUCUGCAAAACUCAUCAACUGGACAAGGCAUUUGCUUUUGUUUCUGAUCAUAUGGAAGUUGGUGGGUUCUGUGAUAUUGUAUCCUGUAACAUAUUGAUUGAUGCAUUUUGCAAGGCCAAAAAGGUAAAAUCUGCACUGGACCUGUUCAAGGAAAUGGAUUAUAAGGGAAUGCAAGCUGACGCUGUGACAUAUGGGACUCUGAUCAAUGGUCUUUUCAGUAUAGGAUACUAUAAUCUAGCUGAAGAACUUUUUGAGCAGAUGCUGAAGGCUCAGAUUGACCCUAAUGUUAAUCUGUACAAUAUUAUGCUUCAUAACCUGUGCAAGGUUGGUGAUCUCAAACGUGCUCAGAAAAUAUUCUUGCAUAUGAUUCAGAAGGAAAUCUUACCUGACACUGUUACUUAUAAUACACUCAUAUAUUGGCUUGGAAAAAAUUCAAGAGCAAUGGAAGCUCUUGAUCUCUUCAAGGAUAUGAGGACAAAGGGAGUAGAACCAGAUAGCUUGACAUUCAAGUAUUUGAUCAACGGCCUCCUGGACGAGGGAAGAUCUACACUAGCUUAUGAGGUAUGGGAAUAUAUGAUGGAAAAUGGUAUCAUUCUCGACAGAGAAGUUUCUGAAAGGUUGAUAAGUGUGCUGAAAUUUGAGAACAAGUAG
Molecule: messenger RNA, 1983 nt
Organism: Triticum turgidum subsp. durum (durum wheat)
Lineage: Eukaryota; Viridiplantae; Streptophyta; Magnoliopsida; Poales; Poaceae
Source: the annotation of a GenBank genome assembly